Ruditapes philippinarum (Manila clam) is the source of this 4002-nucleotide messenger RNA. RefSeq lists its product as uncharacterized. The record is from RefSeq and is a predicted model, not a curated record. NCBI's taxonomy places the organism in Eukaryota, Metazoa, Mollusca, Bivalvia, Venerida, Veneridae. Gene Ontology annotation, biological process: DNA integration. The transcript has a single exon. Bases 1 to 4002 code for a protein of 1333 amino acids. Gene Ontology annotation, molecular function: zinc ion binding; nucleic acid binding.
AUGGAAUUAACAGGACUUUCUGUGCCAGUUAUAAACUGGGAAGCUUCAAAUCUUCCUGAACAAUGGAUUAAAUUCCAAAGGCAUGUGGAACUGAUGUUUACAGGGCCGCUCAAGAACAAAACUAAGAAAGAAAAAAUAUCAUAUUUGUUGAUAUGGGUCGGUGACAAGGGCAGGGACAUUCACGCUACAUGGGAACCCUUCACUGGCGAUGAUGCUGAAAAUCUUCAGGCUUAUUAUGAUAAGUUCAAAGCACAUGUGCAGCCGUCCUUGAACCCGAUAUUUGCGAGGUACAAGUUUAACAAUGAAGUGCAAGGCACUGACAGUAUUGAUGCCUUCAUCACAAGACUAAGACUAAGUGCAGCAGAUUGCAGCUUUAAAGACAAGGACGAAAUGAUCAGAGACAGAAUUGUUUUUGGGACAAAUUCUGGAAAAGUACGAGAGAAGUUGAUAAACAAAGGCGAUGGAUUAACACUCGAAAAUGCUAUUCAAAUCGCACAAGCACACGAAUAUGCACAGAAACAACUUCAAUCAAUGGCAGCAGCUAAUGAUGUACACCUGGUUAAGCAGCACAAAUCAAAACAUAAAGGAUACAAGAACCAACCAUUUCAGCAACCUAAACAACAACAACAACAACAACACAGAAAUUAUCAUAACAUUCAAAAACAAGAUGGAAGAAAACCACUGAAAUGUCAACGAUGUGGACAGAACACUCAUAGACCAGGGUCAAAAUGUCCAGCUGAACAUUCAAAGUGUUACGCAUGUGGAAAGCAAAAUCAUUUUGCAAGCGUUUGCAGAUCUAGAAAUAAAAACGUUGACAAUGUGAAGUAUUCUGAAUACAAUUAUAGUGACAACGUUCAAUCGGAAAAUCAGGAUUAUUACGUUGAUAUGGUAAAAUUUUCAUCUUCUACUCCUGAUCGUGCCUUUGUUUCAAUUAAUGUCGGUCCUUCCCAUAUUCCUGUUAAAUUUAAGAUAGAUACUGGGAGCGCGGUAGAUAUUCUACCAUUGAGCUAUUAUGAGAAAUUAAAGAUAAAACAACCUCUUGAAAUCGCGGAAAAUAGAUUAACAUUGUACACAGGCAACAUGUUACCUGUAUGCGGUAUAAUAAAUCUGCAAUUGCGCUACAACAACAAGACUAGCGAGUCAUUAUGUUAUGUUGUUGAUAGUCCGACAGUCCCGCUGCUAAGUUUACAAUCGUCUGUAAACUUAGGCCUGAUAAAGCUCACCUAUUCAAUAGACAGAUCAAAUACAGAAUUAGAUAAACAAAGGGUCAUGUCAGAGUAUGGGAACUUAUUCCAAGGUGUAGGGGUUAUCCCAGGUGAAUGUAAACUUCACAUUAAGAGUGAUGCUGUUCCUGUAAUAAACGCACCUAGGCGAGUGCCGGAAGCUUUAAGGGACAGGCUUCAUGAAGAACUCCAGCGCAUGGAGAAUGAUGGAAUAAUAACUAAGGUCACUGAACCCACGGACUGGGUAAACUCCCUAGUCAUUGUAGAAAAACCAAAGACAGGUAAACUCAGAGUUUGCCUUGAUCCAAAAGCUUUAAAUGAGGCUAUAAGGCGACCUCACUACCCAAUGCGUACUAUUGACGACGUUACAUCAAGACUGACUGAUGCAAAAUACUUCAGCAUUCUUGACAUUACACACGCAUACUGGAGCAUCAAACUUGAUGAACAGUCUUCAUUAUUAACAACCUUCAGCACGGUAUUCGGCAGAUACCGUUGGUUAAGACUCCCAUAUGGCAUAUCUGCAUCGAGUGACAUAUUCAUGCAGAAAGUAGAUGAAAUUUUUGAAGGAUUGCAGGGUCUAACAGCCAUAGUAGAUGACAUUUUGAUAUAUGGGAAGACACGUGAAGAACAUGACGCAAACUUGCGUAACGCCCUUGAAAGAGCACAUUCCAAGGGAGUAAAGUUCAAUCCGGACAAAUGUAUAAUCGGGGUAAAUGAAGUCCCAUUCUUUGGUCACCUUAUAACAUCAACAGGGUUAAAGCCAGAUCCUAGUAAAAUAGAGGCAAUUAUGAACCUCAAAAUACCAGAAAAUAGACAGCAACUUGAAAAUGUUCUUGGUAUGGCAAAUUAUCUGCAAAAAUUCUCUCCAAACCUAGCAGAGGUCACAAGCCCCAUGAGAUCCUUACUAAAGAAAGAUGUAGAAUUUGUUUGGGAUUUUUCCCAGACAGAAGCAUUUACGAAAAUGAAAAACAUAAUCACAAGUACCCCUGUUCUUGCAUACUUUGACCCAAAACAGAGUGUAACUCUUGAAUCUGACUCUUCGAUGCGUGGGGUCGGCUCAGCCAUCAUCCAAAAUGGCCGCCCAGUUGCCUUCGCUUCUAGGACAUUGACAGAGACUGAAUCUAAUUAUGCUAACAUAGAAAGAGAGAUGUUAGCAAUACUGUUUGGUUGCACGCGCUUCCAUCAGUAUGUAUACGGUAGACAUGUAAUUGUACACUGCGACAACAAACCUAUUAGCUCAAUCAUGUUGAAAAGUUUGUCUGCAUGUCCACCGAGACUUCAAAGAAUGCGGUUACAGUUAUCAAAAUAUGACCUUGACGUACGCCACGUUCCUGGAAAACAAGUACCAAUCAGUGACUUACUUUCUAGACAACCGUUUCCAGAGACAUUACAAUUAGAGGGUCUCGACUUACAUGUACAUACAGUGUUGAAAGGGUUACACAUAACCGAUAACAGACUGGAAUCAAUCAGGCAUGAAACUCAAAAUGACACGAGCAUGCAGAUUCUGAAGAGAACUAUUAUUGACGGAUGGCCAGUUUCACGUGCAGACUGUAAACAAGAAAUAAUUGAGUUCUGGAACCACAGGGACGAAUUGUCGUCUGUAAAUGACCUUAUAUUCAGAGGACAGAGAAUCGUCAUACCUGUAUCUGCAAGAAAACAGGUGAUUGAAUCAGUGCACCAAGGUCACAUGGGUGUAGAAAAAUGUUUACAAAGGGCUAAAGACGUAAUGUUUUGGCCUGGUAUGACAAAAGAAAUCACAAAUCAUGUUUUAAAAUGUGCUUUAUGUCAAAAGUACAGGUAUUCCAACGCAAAAGAACCAUUAACUCCCCACGACGUGCCGGACCGACCUUGGCAAAACAUUGCCGCUGAUCUCUUCUCCUUUGACAGUAAGGACUACUUGCUGACUGUAGACUACUAUAGUAGAUACUUUGAGGUAGAUGCUCUACCUAACACACAAAGCAUUACUAUAAUUAGAAAGCUAAAAGUUCACUUAGCAAGGUAUGGCAUUUGUGACAAACUUGUCACUGAUAAUGGGCCACAAUUCUCUUCUGAAGUAUUUUCAGAUUUUGCAAAAGAUUGGGGGUUUUCCCACAUAACAUCCAGCCCACUCCACCCAAACAGUAAUGGAUUGGCCGAAAAAACAGUGUCGAUUAUUAAACGGAUAUUCAGGAAAGCUCAGGAGAGUAAUCGAGAUCCUUAUCUCGCGAUACUUGAGUACAGAAACACCCCUCUUGAAUGUGGCUUCUCCCCAAAUCAAUUACUAAUGAGUAGAAGAACUAAAUCUAGUCUACCUACCACAAAUUCUCAGUUACAACCCAAAACAGUAAAUUGUAAACAGGUACGCGAAAAGAUGCAAAAAAUAAAGCAGAAACAAAAAAGUUGCUAUGAUAAAACAUCAAAGCAACUACCCCUUCUUACACUUAAUGAGUAUGUCCGCAUCAAGGUCAACAAAACAUGGGAACCAGCAAAAGUGAUAAAAAUUCACAAUGACCGAUCCUACUCUGUAAUAACUCAUGCAGGUGGCAUUUACCGCAGAAAUAGGCGAAUGCUUAAUAAAACUGAAGAAACUUUCCCAGAAAUUCAGGAAUUUUCCCCCAACAUUUUGGCUAAUAACCCUAUCACUCCCUCAAUUAAUGGAAAAAUUUCAGAAUCACAUGAUGCUGACCACUCAUUGACCUCCAAUAAGCCCAGCCCAAUUGACCACUAUUAUCACACACGAUCAGGCAGGGAAGUGAAAUUGAACAAACGAUAUUAUAAUGAGAACAUGGUGAACAAUUGA